Molecule: messenger RNA, 2617 nt
Organism: Cannabis sativa
Lineage: Eukaryota; Viridiplantae; Streptophyta; Magnoliopsida; Rosales; Cannabaceae
Product: transmembrane E3 ubiquitin-protein ligase FLY2
Exons: 15
Coding region: 532-2322 (596 amino acids)
Molecular function (GO): zinc ion binding
Source: RefSeq, a predicted model, not a curated record
AAACACAGUAGAGCCUCCUCUCUCUUCUUGACUUGAAUUUUACCGAAAACCAGAGCACAAAAGCAAAGACAGGAGAGAGAGAUACAUGUCAACGAACACCAACACCACUACUUCCCCAUCGUUCUUCAACUCCCCUAUUCAUACCCUUAAUUUAUAUAUUUAAGUUACUACAUAUAAAUAAUACAAUUAAAUUAGAUAUAGUUGGUGAAUUUCUUAGUACAUAAUCUUCUGGUGAAGGGGAAGCUUUUGUUGUUGUUGUUGUUGUUGUUGUCUUUGGGUGUGGUCUAUUAGUCGUUGGGCUUUCAUUAUCUCAUUUAGAUCAAUUGGUUACUUCCUAAAUUUUGACUCUAAUUCAAGCAAACCUAUUUGGCUUCUUUCUUCAUUUCCAUGUAUCUUUAACCUUGAGCUUUUCUACUCUAAAUGGGUUUCUUCCUAUUGUCUCCGAUUCUUGGUUUUCGAUUGUAUCAACUAAGCUCCGAGGUCAAAAUUUUCUGGGUUUGAUUAUUAUUAUUUUUAUUUUGUCUGUUGGGGAUGGUAUGCGCGGAUUCUGAUAUGGUGGCCAAGAGAUAUUUGGGUUUUGGGUUCUUUUCCAAGAGGAGAUUAGGUUUAUUGAACUGGGUCGUCUUUGGAUUUUGGCUUGCGUUACUGCUUUUGCAGCCGGUGGCUAGUGUCAGACCCUUGCGAGAGAGAGCUCGUUCCUGGGGCGAUGAGUGGUUAUUUGUAAGAAAAGAUGAAAGUGACUUGGGUCCAUUUUCUGCAUGGAAUAUAACUGGAACUUAUAGAGGGAAUUGGAAGUUUCUAGAUUCUGCAAAUAGCUCUUCCAAAUUUCCUGAUUUCAGGAAAUCCUCGGGCAAUUCUGUAAUUGAGUUAGUUAGUACACCUACAAAAAUAACCGGUGUACAUUAUGUGCAGGGAAUAAUUAUUUUUCAAGAUGUAUUUGACAAUGAAAACAGUGUUAAUGGUGUUCAAAUCAGAGUGGAAGGCGUAUAUAUAUGGCCAUUUAGACAACUUCGAAUAGUAGCUAACAGUCCAAAAGAUGGAGAAUCAAACCAAGAAGAGGACUACAUGUUAUCUAAUCCAUAUCAUUUGCUUGGAGUUUUCUCAUCUCAGGUGUUCCAAGAUUCUCCACGGGAUAAAAUGUGGAGGAAGAAACAUUCACCAAUUUAUGAAAUGGAGAAACAUUGCAACAUCGAAAUUGCAGCCCAGAUUUCACGAGUCCCAUCCGCCCAAAAUGAUGGGGAUCGUGAUCGGUUUCAUAUAGAAGGAUUGAUGGAGAGUCCUGCAGUGGAUGAUGAUGGGGACUGCUUCUCACCCUUAUUGUUGAAUGCGUCUUCUGUCAACAUUGAGGUCUACUAUAAUAAGGCAGUGAAUUAUACCUUGAUGGUCACUUUUGUUUCAUUUCUUCAAGUUCUGCUGUUGAUUCGGCAAAUGGAACAUAGCAACACUCAAUCUGGAGCUGCCAAAGUUUCAAUUCUAAUGAUUGGCCAACAGGCUAUCAUGGAUGCUUAUCUUUGCUUGAUACAUCUAACAGCAGGAAUACUUGUUGCCUUCGAUUGGAGAAAUUUGUCUAAGAAUGCUAAUGGCGGUCUUGGCCCUGAAUCAGAAGAGUCCUUGUUCAAUGCCUUUGCAACGGCUGCUUUUUUCAAGUUUGUAGUCUUCUCAAUUUUUGAGAUGAGAUAUCUCCUUGCUAUAUGGAAGGCAAAUAGGCCCAUGAAUAAUGGAGAAGGUUGGGAGACAAUGAGGCGUGAGCUUUCAGUUCUAUAUAGCCGAUUUUAUGGAAUACUUUUAGGAGGCAUUCUGAUUAUGUACGAGUUUCAUAAUUUUCUGAGGCCUAUUCUUCUCCUUAUGUACUGCUUUUGGAUACCUCAAAUCGUCACCAAUGUCAUUCGUGAUUCAAGAAAACCUUUACAUCCACAUUAUGUCAUAGGCGUGACUGUUACUCGGCUUGCAGUUCCAUUAUAUAUAUUUGGCUGCCCGAACAAUUUCAUGCGCAUUGAACCUGACCAGAGUUGGUGUAUUUGUUUGGUUGUUUUUAUUGGACUUCAAUCUGCAAUUCUUCUUCUUCAGCACUAUCUUGGAUCUCGGUGGUUCAUUCCUCGUCAGAUUCUACCUGAGAAAUACAGCUACUAUAGAAGGUUCGAUCAAAAUACAAGUAAUGCUACAGACUGUGUCAUUUGCAUGACAGCCAUCGAUCUCAUGCAACGUUCAAAUGAUUGCAUGGUAACACCUUGUGAUCAUUUCUUCCAUUCUGGUUGUUUACAAAGGUGGAUGGAUGUAAAGAUGGAGUGCCCAACUUGUCGGCGUCCACUACCGCCGGCCUGAACCUGGCUCCUUCUUCUAUGUCCAUAUUUUAGGAUCAACUGACAUACCGAACUCACUAAUUUUGGUAAAACGCUGGAUGGCAUGCAAGAAAGACUCUUUAGUAACUAGCACUCAAUAUGUCACUGCUCCUAUAUUUCUUUUUUGAACUUGGGAGGGCUUUUUUUUUUUCUUUUCUUGGAAUACCACUUUCUGAUUUUACAGAAGUGAUUUUUAUAGUCUACUUGUAUCAUGAAUUUUGUACAUAAUUGGUAUAUAAUUUGUUCAAUCGAAAACAUUUUUUUUUUUGUUAGUGUAA